AUGACCGAUCUAAGCUCGCGCACUGUCUUGCUUCCCUUGAUCUCCGUUGAACGAUAUCGUAACGAUGUGAUGGCCUCAGUUCUCUCCUCGUCCACCAAUAACAACAACUCACCAAUGCAGCUGGGGGCCUUACCGGCGCCCAUGCAUUUGUGUAAUCGCGUAGCAAAGUUCGUGUGUGUCUGUGUGGGCGGGUGUUUGCAAACUGAUGGUGCGUGCAUGCGUGUGCGUGGGUGCGAGUCCAUGUGCUGCACUGUGCUCACUCCACAGUUCCGCAGCGCCGUGGCGACGAGGCCGAGUAAACUAGGCGCACGUCCCACCGAAAGUUGGCAGCGUUUUGUGGUUGAACACACUGAAACUGCAGCUCUGGACGUAGCUUACGCCGGUGUACUGAUGGAAAGUUUUCAGAAAGUAGCUUCGGGAGUUCGAAUCAUCCUUGAAAACGAAUUCGGAGAUCAGCAGGAGCUUCUUGGCCCCAGCAAUGAGGUGGACCUGAAAGCAGACACUGUCUCCACAUCAAAACGCGACCGCGAUGGCAAAAAGCUUCGUGAGUCUGUGCUGGCAUCCUGGCUCAAAACAGCUAGUGACCGUCGAAAGAAGCUACAGACGCUAAUGGACGAGUACAACGAACUCGUUAUCGCAGUCAAACGGGGCCACUGGGGGCCCCUAACAUGGCUUGAAGACCAUGCCGCAGAUGCCGAGAGCACAGUUCCGCCGUCGAUGCACAUUCGGGCUGAGUCACACGGCUGGCGUGGCCGCGACAUCCUGGUGCUGGCAUGGUCGUACGCAAGCCCGUGCACGCGCACCGAUGAGUCAUUUCGCGUGCGACGCCUGCUCGGCCUCAUCCUUGCCCUCCGAGAUGGCGGAACACUACGUCGAUCAACCCUACUCAUACUUUGGUCCUUUACUGCUGGAAUGCAAAUCUGA
This is a messenger RNA of Echinococcus granulosus, 924 nucleotides long. RefSeq lists its product as hypothetical. Bases 1 to 924 code for a protein of 307 amino acids. The transcript is spliced from 7 exons. The record is from RefSeq and is a predicted model, not a curated record. Lineage: Eukaryota; Metazoa; Platyhelminthes; Cestoda; Cyclophyllidea; Taeniidae.